CCCGUCAAGACGACACAACCACGAGAAAGGAUUGUGUGCAAGACGACCGCUAUUUUCCCUGGCCAUGUCGUCCUUCGGAUCGACGUUGAGUCUCCCGCAGAGCCAUCGAAGGAGAAGGCGGAAGGACCUGGGCAGACCUACGCCUGUGGACAUGGACCUUGAAUCUAUCAGGGCAAGAAGGUCUCGACUGGAGGCCCUGACUGCCUCCCUUCGUCUGCCGCCCCUCGGGCCAGGGGCCGGGGGACUUUCCUUGUCACGCGCCUCAUCCCUGCCGGGGACUCCAAGCGCCCCUGGCUCUCCUUGCUCCUCGUCUGGAAUUCGGUCCCUCCACGACCCCCUUCCAGAGAUCGGGCGCCAGCGGCAGGACUCCCCUGCGCCCUCUUGCUCCUCUUUCUCCAUGUCCCAGCCCUCCUCUUCCCAAGGGGACGAGUUCCUUCCGAAGAUCAUGAGUCCUGAAGUUCCUCUGGCGAUCCCAGAGGAUAAGGAGGACGGGUCAGAGGUCACGGAGUUCCAGUUGGAAGAUGAAGCGAAGAUAUAUGAUGAGACAGAGGUAGAGAAAGAAAAAGAGGGAGAGGGAGACACAAAGAGUAUACAGGGUAAAAUGUCCUCUGAGAAUCUGGAGGCUGUAAUAGACGAUUCCUCAAACCCUGGAUGUUCUCUCGAUGCUGCGUCAGAACAUGUGAAGGAUAUCCACUGUGAGGACGCCGGUAGUGAUGACGAGAAAGAUUUCGAUAUUCACAAGACCGUCCUGAAUGAAAUAGAGCGGAGUCCUUCAAGUUGAUCUAGGAAGGACAUGGACUUCUUAUAGCGUCGUAGGAGAUUGGAUCUUUUAAGUUGACAAGCGUGCUAAUCUUUUUACGUUUCCUUACAUAUUCCCAUAGAACGUCUGAUUGAGAAAAGUUAUAAUCCAUAUACUUUGUCACAUGAUCACCCGCUUAUCGAUAUUGUCUUGGAAAUGAAAGGGGAGAAGGGUAAGGAAGAGAAGUAGAGGAAGACAAAGAAAGCACUAAUUAUAUCUUUGCUAUUUUUUGUGUUGUUAGAC
Penaeus monodon (black tiger shrimp) is the source of this 1042-nucleotide messenger RNA. RefSeq lists its product as uncharacterized. The coding region runs from base 65 to 781 and encodes 238 amino acids. The record is from RefSeq and is a predicted model, not a curated record. The transcript has 3 exons. Lineage: Eukaryota; Metazoa; Arthropoda; Malacostraca; Decapoda; Penaeidae.